This is a messenger RNA of Salvia splendens (bonfire salvia), 2068 nucleotides long. RefSeq names its product cellulose synthase-like protein E1. Gene Ontology annotation, molecular function: cellulose synthase (UDP-forming) activity. The coding region runs from base 1125 to 1823 and encodes 232 amino acids. Lineage: Eukaryota; Viridiplantae; Streptophyta; Magnoliopsida; Lamiales; Lamiaceae. The transcript is spliced from 6 exons. Gene Ontology annotation, biological process: cellulose biosynthetic process. The record is from RefSeq and is a predicted model, not a curated record. Gene Ontology annotation, cellular component: membrane.
GAACAUCUUAUCUUUGGCUAACAAAUCAUGUCCGAAAACUCACUGUUCGAAACGAAGAAAGCGAAGGGGGAUCUAGUUUACAAGGUGUUCGCCAGUUCGAUAUUUGCAGGAAUGAUUCUGAUUUGGAUUUACAGAGCAAGUCACAUAAUCGAAAAUGGGAGGAUUGUUUGGAGCAGAAAUAUGGUUCGGGUUCUACUGGAUGCUGAGUCAGUCCCAUCGAUGGAAUCGCGUUAAUCGCCGCACCUUCAAAGACAGGCUCUGCACUUGGAUUACUUUUAAUAUGUACUAGUACUAGUACUAGUACUAGUUUAUUCAGUGUAAUAAUGGACUUGAAUUAGCUGGUUGGGGGUUGUGAUUGUGAAUAGGUGCGAGAAUGAUUUGGGUGGUGUGAACAUAUUCGUAUGCACGGCCGAUCCAGAGAUAGAGCCGCCGAUGCUGGUGAUCAACACUGUUUUAUCAGUGAUGGCUUAUGAUUAUCCGCCGGAGAAACUGGCGGUGUAUCUCUCCGACGAUGCUGCUUCCGACCUCACCUUUUAUGCUCUUUUGGAAGCAUCUGCCUUUGCUAAGUAAGCAUUGGCUGGCCGUAUUGUAAGAGUUUCAGAGUCGAACCGCGCUCGCCACAAGCCUAUUUUUAUUUUACCACACGAUUAAUCUGCCCUGCCCACUUGGAACCGCAGCAACGACAACAUUUCGAAUCAAUCAAGAAAUUGUAUGAAGACAUGGAGAACAGGAUUGAGCUAGCAAAGAAACUUGGGACGGUCUCCAAAUCUACACUAAUAGAGCACACAGGAUUUUCUAGCUGGGAUUCUUAUACUCCGAAAACAGAUCAUGAUGCUAUACUACAUAUACUAAUCGACAGGGAUGGAGAAGCAACGGACGUUGAAGGCUGCAGACUUCCAACUUUGGUGUAUUUGGCUCGUGAGAAGCGCCCCCGCCAUGUUCACAAUUUCAAAGCCGGAGCUAUGAACGCUUUGAUAAGAGUAUCAUCAGAGAUCAGCAAUGGACCUAUAAUUCUUAAUGUUGACUGUGACAUGUACUCUAAUGAUUCACAAUCCAUUCGAGAUGCACUCUGCUUCUUCUUGGACGAAGGCAAUGGCCAUGAGGUUGCUUAAUGGGGCCACGAGAUGGGCUUGAAGUAUGGCUGUCCGGUUGAGGAUGUGAUCACCGGGCUUUCUAUCCAAUGUCGAGGGUGGAAAUCCAUUUUCUUCAACCCUGAAAGAGCUGCUUUCUUGGGUCUAGCAGCAACGACCCUCGAUCAAAAUCUUGUACAGCACAAGAGAUGGUCAGAAGGAGACCUGCAGAUUCUCUUGUCGAAAUACAGCCCCAUAUGGUAUGGACUUGGAAGGAUAAACGUCGGCCAAAUAAUGGGAUAUUGCACCUAUUGCUUCUGGUCAGCUAACUGCUUCGCAACGUUAUUCUACUCCAUUAUACCAUCUCUCUAUCUACUCAAGGGAGUCCCCUCGUUUCCACAGGUGUCAAGCAUGUGGUUUCUUCCAAUCGCCUACGUGGUGACUGCUGAGCUCGUGUACAGCUUUCUCGAGUAUCUCUGUUCUGGAGGGACGGUCCUAGGGUGGUGGAACAAGCAGAGGAUGUGGCUGUACAAGAGAACAAGCUCGUAUCUGUUUGCAGUGACGGACACCUUGUUGAAGGUGGUGGGAUAUUCUGAUUCAGGAUUUGUGAUCUCAGCCAAAGUGUCUGAUGCGGACGUAUUGGAGAGAUACGAACAAGAGAAGAUGGAGUUCGGAGCCACUACUCCAGCUUUCACCAUAUUAGCAGCUCUAGCAAUGCUGAAUAUGUUUUGCUUGGUUGGCACGGUGAUAUGAGAGUGAUUUGGGCAGGCGAAGUCGACCUUGGUUUUGCAGGCUAUUUUGUGUGGAGUUCUGGUUUUGAUCAAUUUGCCCCUUUACAAUGCUGCUUUUGUUGGAUCUGAUAAGGGGAGCUUGCCUAGUAUUGUCACGUUUAAAAGUACGUUGAUGGCUCUGUUUUUGUGUAGCUUGUCUUCUUUGCUGUAGAAAACCAUUCUCAUUUGUAAUGGACUCACAUAUUGUUAUCUCUACAUGCCUUUUGA